Engraulis encrasicolus (European anchovy) is the source of this 1256-nucleotide messenger RNA. RefSeq names its product autoimmune regulator (gene aire). Gene Ontology annotation, molecular function: translation regulator activity; DNA binding; DNA-binding transcription factor activity, RNA polymerase II-specific. NCBI's taxonomy places the organism in Eukaryota, Metazoa, Chordata, Actinopteri, Clupeiformes, Engraulidae. Gene Ontology annotation, cellular component: cytoplasm; nucleus. Gene Ontology annotation, biological process: humoral immune response; regulation of transcription by RNA polymerase II. The coding region runs from base 1 to 1227 and encodes 408 amino acids. The record is from RefSeq and is a predicted model, not a curated record. The transcript is spliced from 11 exons.
AUGUCUCGCUCUGAAGCCUUGGCCGAUGUUGACCUGCGUGCCAAACUGAAGGUGUUCCGGACGGACAUCGCCAUGGCAAUAGACGACCCUUUCCCACUACUCUUCGGCUUGGCAGACCACAGCAUCAUCUCAGAGGCCCUCCUCAAGGAGACGACAGAGAGAGCAGAGAAGGAGGGGAUCCACAAGGCCAUGUAUGCGCUCAUUUCCUGCCUUCACCACCAGGGCGGCGACACCAUCCCUGCCUUUUGGAAGAACCUCUCCAAGGAGUACAACCAGCAGAGCUAUCCCAAGCUGCAGAGCCUUCUUAGCAGAAUAUUUAGAGUUCAGGGCAGGGCCAGGAAAGACAGUGGGAGUGGCCAACAGCUGAAAGCAAGUGGGAGUGGCCAACAGUUAAACACCAGUGGGAGUGGGAGUGGUCAACAGCUGGUGCCCCGCCCCAGGAAACGAGAAGCUCCGCCCAGCACAGUAGUUGCAGCGUUGCCUGGUUCUGGUGAAGGCAGAGAGUCAGAGACUGCAGUGACACACACCAGCCAGACGGGGGAGUUGCUCGGCAGCAAAACAGCCUCUCGACCAGGGGACAUUAAUGAUGAUGAGUGUGCGGUGUGUAAAGACGGUGGGGAGCUGAUCUGCUGCGAUGGCUGUCCUCGAGCCUUCCACCUGGGCUGCCUGGACCCCCCACUCUCCUGCAUACCCAGUGGUAGCUGGCGAUGUAUGCUCUGCCAGAACACCCACGUGCAGGCUCAAAGAAGCAGUGCAGCAGUACAGGGCCAGUGGGUGGAGCCGUGCGGUAGCUCCACUGUGGACUUCUCCAUCUUCACAUCCCUCUCUGCUGUCAUGGCAACCAGUUGCAGUUCCCACGGCAACUCCUCCCAGCAUCCUCUACAGUCUGCCACAGCAGAGAGCAGUGUGAGGGUGCUGUGUGGGAUUUGCCACCUGAGUGGAGGUGACAUCAUCACCUGUGUCCAGUGUCAACAGGGAUUUCACAACUACUGCCACUUCUCAGGAAGCAGUACCACAUGCAAAUCCUGUAGUAUCUCCUGGAGCAGAAGAGAAGAACAGUCCCGCGGCCUACAGGCUUGUGAUGUGACGGAGCAGGCGGGCACGGUGAUGAGGAGGGAGGAGUUUGACUCUGGCGUUGGAGAGCAAGGCCCUGUAGACACUAUUCUGCAGUGGGCCUUCCAUAACUUGUCUCGUCCUCUGAGUGAUUCUCAAGGCUACUUCCCAUAGACACACAUACACACACGCACACGCACACA